Messenger RNA from Phycodurus eques (leafy seadragon), 1742 nucleotides. RefSeq names its product lysine-rich nucleolar protein 1 (gene knop1). The record is from RefSeq and is a predicted model, not a curated record. Lineage: Eukaryota; Metazoa; Chordata; Actinopteri; Syngnathiformes; Syngnathidae.
AUAAAAGCGGACACAUGGACUACACUUUGAUAUGGUGUCCAGUCUCGCUCUCACCGGAACCAAACGAAAUCGCUUCCGGGUCGGAAAGGUCUCCUGUCUCCACGAGAUGAAUAAAGUGUGUCAAACAGAUUCGGGUGACGUGAUCUUUAUUUCUGAAACGAUUGCACCAAAAACCAACAAGGUUGUUGUCAUUGAUCAGGUGAAGCGACUUGCUCUGCAAAGAGACAUUGAUCAGGAAUCUCUCCCUCAGCAGCCUUCAAAGUCAAACCACAGGUGUGCUCCUUUGCAAAGGCCUGAGGAGAAGAUGAAAAUUAACUUUGGGGAUGUGAUAGAAGAGAAUGUUGAAAAGAAAAACAAAAAACGCAAGAAAGAACAAACCUUGCCUCCAAAAAUGGAUGACCCCACAAUUGCUGACGGCAACCCACACAGUGUGGAAAAGAAAAAGAAGAAAGUAAAAAAAGAGGGCUCGGUAGUGCAAAUAUUGGAGUUUUUAGAAAUAGGUGGUGAACUGAAAGAGAAGAGGAAAAUGAAGACGGAGAAAGUUAAACACAAGGCAAAGAGGAAAAAGGACAAAGUGGAACAGGAUGAAAUAACUGUAACAAAAAAGAAGAAACUCGCUAAACUAAAAUUAGCUGAGAGUGAGGAGGCCGCAGAAACACCAGAUGGACAGGAGGUUGAUGGGGUGAAGCUGAAGAAGAAAAAAAAGAAGAAUGCCUCACCAGACAAUGGAAAACCUGAGGAUACCAUAGAGGAAACACAGAAGGAAGAAAAAGUCACAAAGAGCAAGGUUGGCAUUGGGGAAGGUGAGAGAAAACGGGUGAAAAAGGGAGAAAAGGCCACGAAGAAAAAGUCUUCUGGGCUCAGCACAGAAGAAGAGACUCAAUCUACAAAGAAGAAAAAACUAAAAGUAGAAGAAAACCAGGAACCGAGCAAGAAAAGCAAAAAGAAGAUUUCUUUUAGGGAAUUGGAACCGGUUGAGGAAGUGUAUUCUUACACAAGUGUAAUGAAGAUGAUUAAGAAGGAGAAGGGAAUUAAUAAAGACUUGUACAACCAGGUGGACGCUCGCCAAGCAGACGUAGUCUUCUUGUCAGAGAAGACUGGAAACACUGAUGAGGUGACCAUCAACCAGGAAAGACGACAGGCUUUACAGAUGGAGAUUGACAAAGCCUCUCAGCCUCUACAAGUGCACCAACCUUCAGGCUUUGGUCAGUGGGGCACUGCCCAGUUUGAAAGCUCCCAACAGAAGCACAAGUUCCUCAGGUUGAUGGGCGGCUUCAAGAAGGGCUUCCAGCCAGCUGCCGCUGCAAGCAUUGCAAAGCCAAAUAUGGCACUCUGCAAGGAUACACAGGAACAUUUGCAGCAAGGACUCAUGGGAGAAUUUGAGCGUGCCCACUCACGCCGAAUAGACUUAAACAGUAGAGGCGCAGGACUUGGGUUUAGUGAACUGUCCAAAAAGUUCACCAUCGAUGUCAAUACAUGUCGAUCUGUCCGCUUUGAUGAUUGACCGCCGCUCUGUAGGUCUGUUUUAAUAUUGUAUUAACUUUAGUCCUUUCAGUUACAUCAAGAUCUUGACUUUAUGAAUCCCUGUAAAUAAACAAAUGCUACAAAAAUGUUAUUUGUAUGACAGACACUUGCUUGAAACACCCCCCAUCCCAAAUUGUGAAAGUACAAUUACAAGAAUAAAAAAGGCAAAGCUGGAGGAUAACAUUUUCAUUUUAUUUAAUUCUUACAAACAUCUGCAA